Molecule: messenger RNA, 1811 nt
Organism: Phalaenopsis equestris
Lineage: Eukaryota; Viridiplantae; Streptophyta; Magnoliopsida; Asparagales; Orchidaceae
Exons: 16
Coding region: 207-1709 (500 amino acids)
Source: RefSeq, a predicted model, not a curated record
UCCAUUCGCAAAGUAAAAGUGUCGUUUCUCAGACGAGCAAAGCACUCUCUCUCUUCGCCAUUCGAGUGCUGGGAUCGUGGCGUUUUUGAUUCCGAAGGCGAUUAUCUUCCUUUCUUCCAAGCUCGAAUUGUUUCAGCUCUCUUGCUGCAAUCAUUUAGCGGUUACAGAGUGGAAAACCGAGCUAUUUGCUACAGCGAAUUCAGUAUAUGCUUCUCUCCGGGGGCCGUAGCUCGCCGGCGGCGAUGGAAGUAGGGCCAAAGGUUCGAAGCAAGGACGUGAUGCGGCUUGAGCGGGAAUCCGUCAUUCCUAUCCUCAAGCCCAAGCUUAUCAUGACUCUAGCCAAUCUCAUAGAACAUGACACUGACAGAGCCGAGUUUUUGAAGCUAUGCAAGAGGGUGGAGUAUACUAUUAGAGCUUGGUAUCUACUUCAAUUCGAGGAUUUGAUGCAACUGCAUUCCCUGUUUGAUCCUGCACGCGGCGCUCAGAGGUUGGAACAACAAAACUUAUCUUCUGAAGAGAUUGAUGAUCUUGAGCAGAACUUUCUGACAUACUUAUUCCAGGUAAUGGAAAAAAGCAACUUUACAAUAGUGACUGAUGGAGAGGUUGAAGUUGCACAGUCUGGACAGUAUAAAUUAAACCUUCCAAUACAAGUUGACGAAUCCAAGCUUGAUAGGAGCCUUCUUGCAAAAUAUUUUAGAGACCAUCCUAAUGAAAAUCUUCCAAAAUUUUCAGAUAAGUAUGUGAUCUUUCGUCGCGGCAUUGGAAUUGAUCGGACCACAGAUUACUUCUUUAGUGAAAAGUUGGAUGUGGUCAUAGCUCGCGCAUGGUCUUGGCUUCUAAAAACACUCAAGCUUGAGAAGCUCUUCUCUAGAAAACCAGCGAUAGCACCAGUAAAUGAUGCAAAGAAAACUGAUGAAGUUACUGAAGAUAAGGAGGAAGAUCUAUUUGUAGAACGCGUUCGUCUUGAAAAACUGGAAUUAAGCAUGAAGAAUAUAUUUGGAAAGAUUACAAUACAAGAGCCAACUUUUGAGAGGAUGAUCGUCGUUUAUAGACGGGCAAGUGAUAAAGCUAAGAAGGAUAGAGGAAUUUUUGUGAAGCAUUUUAAGAGUAUUCCAAUGGCUGACAUGGAGUUAGUUUUGCCUGAAAAGAAAAAUCCAAGUUUAACGCCGAUGGACUGGGUCAAGUUCCUGAUUUCUGUUGUAAUUGGGCUAGUUACGCUUAGCAGUUCACUUGAAAUGCCUAAAGCAGAUAUAUGGGUCGUUGCAGCAAUUCUCUCUGGUGUAAUUGGUUAUUGCGCUAAGAUAUACUUCACUUUUCAGCAAAACAUGGCGACUUACCAGAACCUAAUAACACAAUCCAUGUAUGACAAACAACUAGAUAGUGGGAAAGGAACUAUUCUACAUUUAUGCGAUGAUGUGAUUCAACAGGAAGUCAAGGAGGUAAUAGUUUCUUACUUUAUUCUCAUGGAACAAGGGAAGGCCACAGUGGAGGAUCUAGAUAUCAGGUGUGAAGAACUUAUUCAAGAGGAGUUUGGUGAAAAAUGUAAUUUUGAAGUUCAAGAUGCGGUCGAGAAGUUAGAGAAGCUCGGCAUUAUUUCGAGGGACUCAGUGGGUCGGAUCUACUGCGCCCCCCUGAAGCGAGCCAAUGACAUCAUCGGUCCAACAACUGAAGAAAUGGUGAUGAAAGCCAAGCAAGGCCCUUCUGCUUAAAUUCCCCAAGAUUUACAGCUGGAAUCAUUGAGACAAUGGCAGGAGAACUUCCAAUUCUUUCAACCUCGUUUAUUUUCAUAAUCUUUGUCCACUUAAUCCUAA